GCUUCACUGAAGAGGGCAGAGUGGGUCCAUCAGGGGGCUGAUCAUGGCCCAACUGCCGGUGAAAAAACGGCGUCCUCGUCGGGCUGAGCCUGCUGGGCCCGCUCACUCAGAGUGCCUGGUCCGUUUCCCCGAAGUGGUGCUCGGUCUGGUUGAGAAGAGGAUGGGCGCCAGCCGCAAAACGUUCCUCACCUCCUUGGCUUGCAGCCGAGGCUUUCGUGUGGAUGAUCCCUGCAGUGCCAAAGUGACCCACGUUGUGUCUGAAGGCAAUUCCGGAGAUGAGGUGGUUGAGUGGCUGAAGAAGAAUGGGAGGCCACCUGCCAAAGCUGUAGGAGAUGGCCCAGCUCUGCUAGACCUCAGCUGGUUCACUGAAAGCAUGGCUGCUGGACGGCCCGUCGAGAUUGAACCCAGGCACCGUCUGAGGGUGACUGCCCCUGCAGAGCCGCUAGAAGAGAAAGGCCAGGUGGCUCCCUACAUCUGCCAGAGACGGACUCCUCUGCUGCACCACAACACCGCACUCACGGACGCGCUAGAAACCAUGGCAGAAGAGGCCAGGUUCUGUGGCAGCGACGUCCGCAGCCUGGCCUUUUCCAGAGCCGCUUCAGUGCUGAAGUCCCUACCCUGGAGGGUCAAGAGAAUUCAGCAACUCCACACCGUGCCCUGCGUUGGAGAGCAUUCGCAGAGAAUUAUCCAGGAAAUGCUGGAAGAUGGCAUGUCUGCAGAGGUGGAGCAAGUCAGACAGUCUGAGAGAUACAGGACAAUGAAGCUUUUCACGAAGAUCUUCGGAGUUGGGGUAAAGAUAGCCAGCCAGUGGUACCAGAGAGGGCUCAGAACCCUGGCUGACUUGCAACUGCAUCAGAUAAAACUGAACUUAGAACAGCAAGCUGGGCUCCUUCAUUACGAGGACCUCAAUACCCCCGUGGAGCUCUGGGAAGCUGAGGCUAUCAGCCAGGUGGUGCGCAAGGCAGUUGAGCAGAUCUCACCAGGAGCAACGGUCACUCUGACUGGAGGAUUUCGGAGAGGGAAGCCAUGUGGCCAUGAUGUGGACCUGCUCAUCACACACCCUUCUGAAGGUCAAGAAAUGGGACUCUUGUGCAGAGUCAUCAGUAUCCUGGAUAGCCAGGGCUUCUUGCUGUAUCACAGCACCCACCGAAACAGUUUGCCCUCCCUCGAAGACGAAGAGCUGUGGGUUAGUGACCAUUCAAGCACCAUGGACCAUUUCGAACGCUGCCUCUCCAUCUUCCAUCUGGGAGACCUUGCUGGGAGCAAUCAAGGCGGUGCUGGGGCUCAGAAGCUGGGCGCCUCAACGGGGUCUGGAGCAUCCAGUCUCUGGAAAGCUGUGCGGGUGGACUUGGUUGAGACCCCCUACAGCCAGUUUCCAUUUGCUUUGCUUGGCUGGACCGGCUCAAGGAACUUUGAACGAGACCUCCGGCGUUUCUCUAAGCAUGAGAAGAAGAUGACCCUCAACAGCCAUGGGCUCUAUCACCUGGAGCAGAAAAUUUUCCUGCCCGCUGCCUCUGAGGAAGAGAUUUUCCAGCAUUUAGGAUUGGAGUACAUACUGCCUGAAGAGAGAAAUGCUUGAGCCCUUGUUGCACGAAGCACUUUUUUCAUCCUACGGAAUUCACAACGGGCUCAAAUGAAUGAGAACACCCAGGUUACAUUUCAUAUAACCUUCAUUCAUGUGGGUGUGUGCCUGUGUAUGAUAUAAUAUAUAAUUUGCUUCUGAACUAUGUGAAUGGAACGUUAGGAAAUACAUCACUUUUUUCAUACUCUGUUGGUUUCUGUUUCGAUUUUUCCCUUAACAUGGUGUAGACAU
This is a messenger RNA of Python bivittatus (Burmese python), 1813 nucleotides long. The record is from RefSeq and is a predicted model, not a curated record. NCBI's taxonomy places the organism in Eukaryota, Metazoa, Chordata, Lepidosauria, Squamata, Pythonidae.